AAUGAAAUAAAAUCACGGGGGUAGGGUUUAGGUUUCAUCGACUAGACAGGAAUGGGUAGAGACAGCUGCUUGGUUCGGGUCACGGCCGGAGCGGCGAUAGGCGGAUCGAUCGGCGGCGCAGUUGGUGCCGUCUAUGGGACAUAUGAGGCUAUUAGAUACAAGGUGCCUGGAUUGUUGAAGAUAAGACACAUUGGGCAAACCACUCUUGGAAGUGCAGCAGUUUUUGGACUCUUCAUGGCAGCUGGGAGCUUGAUACAUUGUGGAAAAUAGUACUGACUUCCAUUGUAGCUUAGCAUUCAUAGUUUUGAUGCGUUAAGAGCACUUUGUAUCGUGAAUGUAUCGCUUCUUUCGGUCAAAUUAAAACAUCCAAUAAUUUUGAGGGGAAGUCAAUUUUUUGUAUCACGUAUUUUGAUUAUUAUGUUCUUCAAUAUGAUUUCCUCAACAAGCAGCUCUGUCCUUGUGGAGGAUUGCUUAUCCAUAAGAACAGUAAAGCAAGAGACCAAUGGGGCGAUGCCAAUUCCACACUAAA
This is a messenger RNA of Zingiber officinale, 529 nucleotides long. RefSeq names its product reactive oxygen species modulator 1-like. Lineage: Eukaryota; Viridiplantae; Streptophyta; Magnoliopsida; Zingiberales; Zingiberaceae. The coding region runs from base 52 to 270 and encodes 72 amino acids. Gene Ontology annotation, cellular component: TIM23 mitochondrial import inner membrane translocase complex. The transcript is spliced from 3 exons. Gene Ontology annotation, biological process: protein import into mitochondrial matrix; protein insertion into mitochondrial inner membrane. The record is from RefSeq and is a predicted model, not a curated record.